AUAAUUAUGUUUUUUUGGUAUAAAACCGAAUAAACCAAAAACCGACGGUAUAUAAACCGAACCGAACCGAAGUAAAUAUGGAUUUAGAAUGGUAGUUAUUUUUUACUAACCGAAAUACCGAAAACCGAAAAAAACCGAACCGAAACCGAACCGAUAUCCGGAUUGAACACCUCUAGCUGCAAGCCUCCAACUGCUUAAACAAGUCCAUGUCUAGUAAACUUUCACAUGUCUUUGAAUAUUUUGUUAGAAAUGGGAUUGUUAAGUUAUGGUAUGUUGAAAUAUAUUGGGUAUAUUCAGUAUUUAUACGAUAGGAAACUAUAUUUUCAAUCUCAAUUAAUUAUGGAAAUUUGGCAAUGACUAGACAAACUAAUCAUUGUUUUCAUAGACAAGAGACAAAACAUUGCAAGGAAAACAAAAAAGAAUUCUCCAAGUUACUACAUUUCAUAUAUUUAAAAUAUUAAGAAAAAUGAAAAAAAAUUAUGUUGCUACCACUAUUGGUUGAAUGUCCACAUAAAACCAUAUACUAAAAGUUUUAUAUUAUUUUAAAAAAAAACAAAAAAAAUAUUUUAAUUAAACAUUUAAAUGAAAAGAGGCAUGCAUUUAGAACGGUCUAUAAAAAUAGGAACCUGUAUCAGUGUGUCAGUGAUCUCCCUCCCCAAUCGAAUAUUCUACCGAUCGCUUUACUUUCCCAAAUUCAAAAAUUUCCCGGAAAAUUUGUAAAGAAUCGUUACUUUCCCGAUUCAUUUCCCCAGUGAUAACCUAAGAUCUUCAUCGUAUUCAACCUUUCGUACAUAAAAACCAGAGCAUUAGCUUUUUCAAUCAUCACACGGUAACAAAACAAACAAAACAUGACAAAGAAGCAGCUGGAUGACGUGGAGGCGGAGAAAGCGGAAGCGAUGAGGAGAUACAACAACCAGAAACGUCUCAGGAACAUCGUACGAGCAGCCGCCCUAUCUUUCUUCUGCUACUUGUGGUUUCCCACGCUACAAGCUGCCUGCGAUUGGUUUAACCGAACCGGACCGGUUAUUAAUUUAACCAACCGCGCGCUCGUUUUCUUCUUCGUUAACGUACUCGUCGGUUCCAUCUUCCUUCUAUCUCGCGAUCACGGCGAGGAAGAGAGUGGGAGUGUUAGGACCAACGAGCCAGAUCUAUACGAUCAGUACACCUCCUUCUCCGCCGUAACCGUAGCCGUAACCGCCUCCGAUGAUGAUGAUUCGAAAAAGAAAAUCGUUCCGACGUUUAUCACGGAGGUCCACGAGGAGGUGGUUGCGGAGAAGCAAAUCGUUUCGGCGGAGGAGGUGGUGGUUGUAGAGGCGGUUACAACGGAGAAUAAGGCUAUCCGGCCGGCGACGGAGUUUAGGAGGACUGAGUCGGAGAGGAAGAAGGAGAAUAAGAGUCAGGUGACGAAGAUUCGGAGGACUGAGUCGGCGAACUCGGCGAUCGAUAGGUUGAACAGCGAGGAGUUUCGUUUGAAGGUGGAGGCGUUUAUAAUGGAGAAGAAGAGAUGUCUUGUUCAGGAGGAAAACGACGUCGUUGGAUGGCUAGAAGAUGGUUCUUCUGGACUUGAGCUCGUUGGUGCUGACUCUAUCUAAAGUAGACGUGCAGUAAUGUGAUGUAAUAACCUCAAUUGACUGAGAAAAAAGUUGUUCUCUUUUUAGUCACGAAAUGGAUGGCCACUUAUAAUGUAGUUCUCUCUUAUAUUAAAACUAAUACUACCCUUCAAUGGUAUUUAUAAUGAACCUAAUAACGUAGCUACCAAUCAAUGUUAUCUUUGUACGAAACGACCAACUCGUAAUCUUGUGAACUUA
Messenger RNA from Brassica rapa (field mustard), 1808 nucleotides. RefSeq lists its product as uncharacterized. NCBI's taxonomy places the organism in Eukaryota, Viridiplantae, Streptophyta, Magnoliopsida, Brassicales, Brassicaceae. The record is from RefSeq and is a predicted model, not a curated record.